This is a messenger RNA of Saitoella complicata NRRL Y-17804, 402 nucleotides long. RefSeq names its product histone H2A. The record is from RefSeq and is a predicted model, not a curated record. Bases 1 to 402 code for a protein of 133 amino acids. The transcript is spliced from 2 exons. Gene Ontology annotation, cellular component: nucleosome. Lineage: Eukaryota; Fungi; Ascomycota; Saitoellomycetes; Saitoellales; Saitoellaceae. Gene Ontology annotation, molecular function: DNA binding; structural constituent of chromatin; protein heterodimerization activity.
AUGGGUGGAAAAGGAAAGUCCAUGGGCGGCAAAGCUGGACCCAUGAAAGAUGGCCGCACAGCCAUCUCGCAUUCGGCUCGUGCGGGGUUGCAGUUUCCUGUUGGUCGUGUUAGGAGGUUCUUGAAGCUGAGGACGCAGAAUAAUAUGAGGGUUGGAGCUUCGGCCGCCAUCUACUCCACUGCCGUCCUCGAAUACCUCACUGCAGAAGUCCUCGAACUCGCCGGUAACGCCGCAAAAGAUCUCAAAGUCAAACGUAUUACCCCCCGUCACCUCCAACUCGCGAUCCGUGGUGAUGAGGAGCUGGAUACCUUGAUUCGGGCAACGAUCGCGAGCGGAGGUGUGUUGCCGCAUAUUCACCGGGCGAUGCUUGGGAAGGAGGGAGAGAAGAAGAAGCAGUUGUAG